Messenger RNA from Macrosteles quadrilineatus (aster leafhopper), 4736 nucleotides. Its product is annotated as pinopsin-like. Gene Ontology annotation, biological process: G protein-coupled receptor signaling pathway. Lineage: Eukaryota; Metazoa; Arthropoda; Insecta; Hemiptera; Cicadellidae. The transcript has 9 exons. The record is from RefSeq and is a predicted model, not a curated record. Gene Ontology annotation, molecular function: G protein-coupled receptor activity. Gene Ontology annotation, cellular component: photoreceptor outer segment; membrane. Bases 108 to 1412 code for a protein of 434 amino acids.
CGGCGCGCCGUACCCGACAUGUAGUGUGUGUGUGUUAGUGUGGUGUCACUCGUCGAGUAGGACUUCUUCGAUUUUAGGUAUUAUGGAGGAAAACUCGUAUAGUGUAGAUGCCCGAUGAAGACGUGGUGGUGUCGCCCAUGUCGGGCCUGCCUAUGCCUCAUGAGGGCUACAUAGCGGCUGCGAUCACACUUUUCUUCAUAGGAUUCUUCGGGUUCUUCACAAACCUAAUCGUGAUCAUUCUAAUGAUUCGAGAAAAACAGUUAUGGACACCCUUGAACGUUAUCCUGUUCAACCUGGUGCUGUCCGACUUCUCGGUGUCUAUCCUCGGUAACCCAUGGACCCUGGCGUCUGCUGUGGCACGACGCUGGCUGUUCGGCAGACUCAUGUGUGCAGUGUAUGGCUUCUUCAUGUCACUCCUAGGCAUCAGCUCAAUAACAACGUUGACAGUUUUGUCCUUCGAGAGGUAUGUAAUCAUCAGUCGACCGUUCAGAUCUCGUCAUCUAACACACAGAGGGGCUGCCUACCUCAUACUAGGGAUCUGGGGGUACUCCCUCGUCCUCACUACACCACCACUCUUCGGCUGGGGCGCCUACGUCCACGAGGCGGCUAACAUCAGUUGCAGCGUUAACUGGGAGACUAGGUCGUACAAUGCGACGACCUACAUCGUAUUUCUGUUUGCCUUGGGGCUGGUCGUGCCCGUGGUCGUCAUCUGCUUUUCCUACAUCAACAUCAUCAGAACCAUGAGAAAGAACAUGCUAGCCAUGGGCACGGUGACCAAGGCAGAGUCCAGGGUUGCAGUCAUGGUCGCUGUCAUGAUCAUCGCCUUCUUCAUCGCCUGGACGCCGUAUGCGGUUCUCGCUCUGAUCAUACAGUUCGGGGACACACAAGUACACCCGGGCAUUGCUGUGGUGCCGGCGCUGGUGGCCAAGAGCAGUAUCUGCUACAACCCAAUCAUAUAUGUAGGGCUGAACACACAGUUCCGGUCGGCGUGGCAGAAGCUACUGGGAGUGCAUCUGUCCCAGGAGACAUCAGGGGAUGUAGGAGCCACUGUCAACAGUCAGGCCAACCAGAGCGCCGCGGUGUUGGACAGGGACGACGACGCCGCAGAAAAGCGCCGUGGAGCUCAGCGGUUCAACUUCUUCUCUCCCAACCCUCGCAUCAACAUCUCUAAAAGCCUCAUGGUUAUAUUGCAGGGGCGAGAGCAGACCACCACAUCUCGCGUAGUCAGCGAGGUCGAUCCAACCCCCAAGAGGACGUUUCAGAUCCGAAAACCAACGGAGAAGAAGAAGAAGACCAAACAGAUGAUGAGAAGAGAGAAGAGUGCAGAGUGUUGUCAACUAGAGAUUCAACAGCUGCCAAACAAAAACGCAGCGAGGAGUGAACCUUCUUCUCCCGCUGAACAUGUGUUAUAAGCUGUUCUCUCUGUUACGUGAGAAAGUAGGGACUGUCCAGACCUGGUAGUGAUUGAAUCACUAUAGGUAUAUGGAGGAAAUUGUAAAAGGAAAAGUAAAAUUUGAAAUAUUAGUCUCUCAUCGGGACUAAAUCCGCAGAUCCUUCUAUCUAUUUAAACCUUGUAAAUAGUGCAACAAGAAAGGUUUCGUCGGCUCUAAAUAAAAAAAAAUCAUAAAAUGAUGCAAAUAUCCUUCCACCACCUAUUAUCACCUAAUUUGUUAAAAAUUCCGAAACACAAAGCUUGUUAUAAUAUAGUACAUAAUUUAUCAGUUUUCUGAAAUUAUCUAAUAAAUGUCUGCUUGUUCGUUCAGCCUGCAUAGGCCUAAUUACAUCAAUUAUAUGAGAAAUGUAGUCAAACUUAAGUUCUGAAGGAAUGGAUUUUUAAUAUUCGCUAAGCUGGCUUUAGUUUGAGGAGUCGGUGGCUCAUUCGGUAGCGCCACGGAUUCAGGCCCAAGAUGUUGUGGGUUUGAAUCCGAGUGCCUGCCACUGCUUUCUAUCUGUACAGUUAACGUUUACAGCUAACUGUAACCUUACUUUGCCAAAAAAUACGCACAGGCCCGAUGCCUACCUAUACGAACAAAUGCAAGGUUAAAAAGCCGCCAACCUUAUAAACCAAAAAAUAUACAUGACCUAGGCGGUGGGCGUUUCAUAGAUUGGCACUUAUGAUUCCUAGAAAUAUUCUUUGAAUCCCUAACAAGGUCUGGACAGUAAUCUACAAACAUAGUUGGGCAGCUCAAAGGUGCUUUGGGGACCAAAAAGGAGAGAACUUCUGGGAUAUUAUAAAACCGUAUCUUUGAGUCGUCACUAAAAAAGAGAUUUUGUGGAUCCUUUCUGAAGCAGUCUUAUAAGAUCUUCUGAAAAAAUAUUCAUAGAAUUUUCUUAUUGAUUUGUUUCAGUAUAUUGUUAAAUUGUAAAAUAUAUUUUUGAUCUAUUUGCAUAAUUAACCAAGUUUUGUACUUAAAAUAAUGUCUUGGGGCAAUGUAUUUUGUAUUUAAAGAGAAACCUAAAAAAUAGUUUUCAUCUCAAAUAAUGUUCCUUAAAAUUACACUUAGGAUUAAAUUUGGUACUGCUUUGUUCUGUACACUCAAACGAAUAAAAACAUACCAAAUAAUGUUUGGAGAACACCGAAUGAAGUAUUCUGUGCCCAAAAAGAUAUUUUUCUCAUUUCCUUUUGUAUUUGCACUCGAGAAUAGUUUCUCAUUUGAAAUGUUGACUGUUUUACUAUGAAUGGCCUUGAUGUAACAUAUUGUUGUACUAAAAUAUGUUAAAUCAAUAAUUACAUUUCAAAUCAAUCCAAAGGACGAACCUAUAAAAAAACAAUCAAAAUAUAAUUUAUAAUUCGUUUUGUAUUUCAUAAUCAUGGGAAAAACAGUAAAUAUCUAAAUAUUGAAACGAAAUGCUAACGAAAAAGGGUCCACAAUGCUAUAUGGUUGUUAAUUGGUCAAUUUAAGUAUUUUAAAAGACUGUUUGUCAAUGUAAAGAUAGUGUAUAAGAUACUUGAAUACGAAUUUAUUAUAUAUAGUAUAAAAUUGACAAUGUGAUAUUAAAAUAGGAGUCUGUGAUGGAAGCGUUAUUACUUUUAUAUGGUUUAUAAGUAUUCGUAAUUUAUUGUUUGUUAGAGAAGUAUUUGUAUCCCUAUUAGUACCUAUGGCAUUUAGAAAAUAGUUUAAAGUUCCACUUUGCUCUACUGCUUCACGUUAUACGAGCGUGAAUUCUUUAAAACUCGAAAUGUAGUGUUCAUAUUCUCUAAGCCUUUAGCUUUUGCCGUUGCCUUCUAAACUAAGAGUUUGUCCUGUAGUAUUUAUGUUGUAAAUUAUCAAAAGUUUUAGCUGUAUAUAAAAGAAUAGAUAUAUAAUUCAUCCAAAUGUAAUGAAUACAUAGACAAUUAAACGUAUAAUUACAGCAUUUUGCCUCAUGGACACGCAACUAAUUUUUAAAAAUUUUCCAUUUUUAUUAUUUUUUUACUGCAAGUAAGAACAUUGAAUAUGGCGAUGAUAAGAAUAACAUACAGAGACUCAUGAUUUCCAUAUAUACUAGAUUGAAAAGUGACUUUUAUAAGCCAAUUUAAUAUCAUUGUAUUCUAAAAAUAUAAGCUAUCGGUUUUCUCGAGUUUAAAUUUAAUUCAAAGGUUCUUAGUGGGAAAAUACUUCUUUUCAAUUUUAGAAUUUUCCUUAGACUUAUUAUCCAAUAUAGAAGAUACAUUUUUUACGAAUAGUGCAAUGGUCUAAAAAACACAUUACAGUGAUUUCUCUUACAUGUUCCAACAACGCAUACUUGUUCUAUAGUGUUAAGUGUUCAUCGAUGGUUGUUGCUUGUCAGUGUGACUAUUUCUGAAAUGUUCAAAACUCAAUAACGAUUUGCUGCGAUUGGGACGAUAUGGAUGUAAUAUGUUGGAUGUGAGAUGCAUUGUUGUCAUCUCUGAAUGGCCCUGUCACUGAACACAAAACAUAGUGUUAGUUUCGGUAUAAAUAUUAGAUUAAGGUUGAAUUUGUUGUAGCUCAAAUACUUAUUCAUCAGUAAUUCUGUUUCUGCUUGUUAAACAAAUCGAAGAAUUGCUUGAAUUUUAGCAUUGCUAGCAAUAUACUCCGUUUACAGUAUUUGGGCGGUUUGGAGGGAGACAAUAUCCAACUCACCCUAACUUUGAACAGCUGAUCUGCUAAAAUAUUUAAAAAAGUGGUAAUAGAACUCAGAGACAUUUUCCCUUAAACUGCCUAAAUUCUGUGAAUGGACUAUAUACGUGGAAUGACUGUGAAACAAAUAAUGAAAACUUAAACGUUUUUAAAAUUUAUUCAAGCUACGGAAAGAUGUUAUAGUCGUAAAAUUGGUCUUUUACACUAAUUAUGUAUUUUUUAUUCUACACCAGCACUUGAGUUAAGCUUUUGAUACAAAGAAAUAGUAAAAUUAUUACUAUAAAUGCAAAUGAGAUUUCUUAAGAGUACUCGUUUGCAUUUUAAUUUGUACAAAAAUCAGCCUAAACGUAUUCAUAACGUGUUUAAGAUUUUAUGUUGUAAUAAUAGUCUAUUUUAAAAACGUCCCAUGAACUUUCAAUGCAAAAUUAUUUAUAGGUACUUAUUCAAUUUUGGAUAUGUAUAUUUUAUCUUACGUGCAUUUUAAUAUGAUACACCAUUGCAAAAACUGUAUUGUAUUUGAGCGAACCAGUAUUAGUGUACAGUUAGUUUACGUAUUUAGAGUUAUGCAAGCUGUGUGCAUUGAGAUGUAAAAUUUAUUAUUACGAACUUCAAUGUUCAAUUUUAAAGAUUUAAUUAAAUUAUAUUAUUGUAGAA